AAGUAUCACGCUUUUGUUCUGAUAGAGUUCAACCGGAAGUUGAUCCUGAGAGCAGAACACUGGCCGCAUGCGCGUGGGACUCUGCCCUGAAAUCUUUGAGCAUGGCAGCGAUUGGAGUUCACUUCGGAUAUACCUGCGCCUGUGUGGCGAUAUUUAAGGAUGGGCGGGCUGAUGUGGUGGCUAAUGAUGCAGGAGACAGAGUGACUCCAGCUGUGGUGGCCUACAGAGACACUGAGCAGAUUGUAGGUAUUGCAGCAAAGCAAGGACGGGUCCGCAAUGCUGCCAACACAGUUGUUAAAGUGAAACAAGUGCUGGGAAGAAGCUUUAGUGAUCAAGAGACACAGGCUCACAAAAUACAGACCAAGUGUCAGGUUGUCAACAGAGAUGAGAAGCCUUAUUAUGAGAUUACAGCAGGAGAUCACGCAGAGUAUGUCGCUCCAGAGGAUUCUGCAAAACUCAUCUUCCACAAAAUGAAAGAAACUGCUCAGUCAGCUCUGGGCUCUGAUGUCACCGAAGCAGUCAUUACCGUCCCUUUUGAGUUUGGACAUGCUCAGAAGCAUGCUCUGAGGGAGGCAGCUGAGGCUGCAGGCUUCCAUGUACUGAGGCUCAUACAUGAGCCCGCUGCUGCUCUGUUGGCCUACAACAUCGGACAGGACUCUUCUUCUGGAAAGAGCCAUGUCCUGGUGUAUAAGCUUGGUGGGACCUCCCUGAGUGUGACAGUGCUGCAGGUCAACGGAGGAAUGUUCCGGGUUCUCAACACCCACACUGACCACAGCAUUGGAGGAGAGAGCUUCACCCAGGCCCUGGCCCAGCACCUGGCCGCUGAGUUCAAACGCACCUUUAAGCAUGAUGUGAGCAGUAAUGUUCGGGCGAUGCUGAAGCUGAUGAACGGAGCAGACAUGGCCAAACACUCUCUGUCGUCUCUGGGAUCAGCCAACUGCUUUGUUGACUCCCUGCACGACGGCAUUGACUUUGAAUGCAACGUCUCUAGAGCUCGAUUUGAGCUGCUGUGCUCCUCACUCUUCAACAAGAGCAUCCAGCCAAUUAGGGCCCUGCUGGAGGAGGCGGGACUCUCCGCCAGUAACAUUAACAAGGUGGUUCUUUGCGGUGGCUCAGCCAGGAUCCCUCGUCUUCAGCAGUUGAUCCAUGACAUGUUUCCUGAUGUAGAGCUCCUCAGCUCGGCGCCUCCUGAUGAGGUCAUCGCUGUGGGAGCAGCCCUAGAAGCAGGCUUACUGGUUGGCAAAGAUGGACUUGUGCCUGAGGAAGAGUCUGUUACAGUGGAUGUGUCUGCCACUGACAUACUCGUGAAGGAGGUGGAUGAAUCUGGAGCUGAGGUGUUCACUGUUCUCCUUCCAUCGGGCACGCCCCUCCCUGCCCGUAGACACCACACCCUGAGUGGAGGAGGGAAUCUGUCCUCCCUCUGUCUGGAGGUUUACCAGAGAUUUGUCACGCAGCAACCAGAAAAGCUAGCCAAGAUAGUCUUGAAAGACCUGCAGCCCAGAGAGAAUCAUGAUAUCGACACUGUGGUGACCAUGAAAAGGUAUCUACCCCUCCAGGAUCUGCACAUGGGCUGUUUAAUCAUCCAUGCUCUGGAAUGAUUCGACACUUGAGGAUCUUCAGGUAGUUCUGGACCUUGUUGGAGUCUCGGCGGAAGCAGUAGAGGAGGUCAUAGUCUUUCAUCAGGUGCCACUCGGCACUGUCUGAUGGCAACAAACCCUCAGGAGAAGCCAGGCUGCUGACAGAGUUACUUAUCAUACCCAACAUCUGCAUCUGGAGCAGAGAGGACACACAUAACAAACUACUUUACAAGACGGAAGCCAGGUAGAAGUCUUUCUGGGGACACACAAAUCCUGAAUUUGAAUAGUUACAUAGACUCAGAGGUGUUCCUGUUAUUUAGCCCAAGUCAGUGAUUCAAAUUUUUAGAGGAGAUAUUUUUGGAGGGCAUCUUUAUUUUGUCUUGUUUUUAUCUUGAUUUUGUUCAUUUAUUGUUCAUUUCUUCCAUUUGAGUGUACAAUUUUAAAACAGAAUCCACACAAAACAUACUCUAUAAACACUUAAACACAUUCCAUGACCCAAAAGAGCAAGAGAAAGAAAAAGCACACUCAUACAGUUUUAUUGACUAUGUCUAGUAUGUUUUCUACUAGUUUAUAUCAUACCAUCUAUUUUAAGUUAUUAUGCUGCUAAACUGCACGGUGUGUUUUGUUGUAUAUUGUAUAUACCUACAUUUAACUGCAAUUUUUGUUGCAUUUUGUCACAUUUAGUUACUUGGUUUUUUUUGCACGGUGCGUAUUGUUGUAUAUUGUAUAUACCUACGUUUAACUGCAAUUUUUGUUGCAUUUUUUUUCUACUUAUGUUACCUGUAAGUGCUUGCAUUUUGUUGCAUUUAGUUCAUUGUUUGAUUUAUUUUAUGUUAGCCUUUAUUUUAUUAUUUAUUUUAUUUUAUGUUAGCUUAUUUUUACUCUAACCCUGUAUUACUUUCCCACCUUUGUAUUCCAACUGUUGCACAGUAAUUUCCCUCGGGAUAAAUAAAGCUUCUUGAAUCUUGAA
Molecule: messenger RNA, 2547 nt
Organism: Dicentrarchus labrax (European seabass)
Lineage: Eukaryota; Metazoa; Chordata; Actinopteri; Moronidae
Gene: hspa14
Product: heat shock protein 14
Exons: 14
Coding region: 102-1598 (498 amino acids)
Biological process (GO): protein refolding; cellular response to unfolded protein
Cellular component (GO): cytoplasm; ribosome
Molecular function (GO): ATP hydrolysis activity; misfolded protein binding; ATP-dependent protein folding chaperone
Source: RefSeq, a predicted model, not a curated record